Molecule: messenger RNA, 291 nt
Organism: Heterobasidion irregulare TC 32-1
Lineage: Eukaryota; Fungi; Basidiomycota; Agaricomycetes; Russulales; Bondarzewiaceae
Exons: 2
Coding region: 1-291 (96 amino acids)
Source: RefSeq, a predicted model, not a curated record
AUGUGCGGCAGGACCGGCCCGACCCCAUUCAACGCAUCCGUCGCUCGACGGUGGUCAAACUGUCAAGGGUCAAACGAAACACUCUGGCAGAGCACCCGCGAGAAGUCAAUGUCAUUCUUGAACAGUACGAUAGCUCAUUUUGUUGACCAAAUCACAUCCCUUUGGGAUCUGCUGAUGUUGAAGACAAGCGCAGCACUCGAUGCAUCCAGUGAUGGGCCAGAAGCGAUUCUUUGUCAUUUAACGAUACCUCAAGAUCUCAAGAUCUCGAGAGCCACGCAGCCCUGUCCUUAG